Mangifera indica (mango) is the source of this 3503-nucleotide messenger RNA. RefSeq names its product pentatricopeptide repeat-containing protein At3g06920. Bases 141 to 2828 code for a protein of 895 amino acids. Gene Ontology annotation, molecular function: protein binding. The record is from RefSeq and is a predicted model, not a curated record. NCBI's taxonomy places the organism in Eukaryota, Viridiplantae, Streptophyta, Magnoliopsida, Sapindales, Anacardiaceae. The transcript has 4 exons.
CAUUUGCCCAGCUACAAAACAGUCUCUAAGGAAGAAAUUGGAAUCUCAGAUAAACCCUGAUUCUCCAAACUUUUCAGUGGUUUCUAACUUGAAAGGUAAUUUUAAAGGGAGAGCGAGUGCUUAGACAUGUAUAAUUGAAGAUGCUCUUUCGUAACCCAGGUAAAUUUGAAUGGUUAGUAGUAGUUCGUUUUAAUUCGAACCGCUAUCGAAUUUUCAGUAUUUAUAAAAAGUUAUCAUCCUUAGCGGAUGGAUCUUCAUUGGAUGGUACCCAAGAAGCCCCAAGAACGAAUGAAUAUGCAAGAAAAAUUGUUGAUGAUGUGUACAAUAUUUUGCAGAGUGGUCCUUGGGGACCUUCUAUUGAGAAUGCUUUGUCUUUUUUUGAUGCGAAUAAUGGAAUACCUCAGCCAGAAUUAGUUAUCGGAGUUCUGAGGAGGAUGAAGGAUAUUGACGUGGCGAUAAAUUAUUUCAGGUGGGCUGAGAGGAAGUUUGACCAAGCAAACUGUCCAGAAGCCUACAAUUCACUUCUUAUGGUGAUGGCUAGAGGUAAAAGAUUUGAUUGUCUAGAAGAGAUUUUGGGAGAGAUGUGUCUUGCAGGAUUUGGCCCAACUAAUGAAACAUGUCUUGAGUUAGUUUUAAGCUGUGUUAAGUCAAAGAAGCUGAAAGAAGCAUUUUGUAUUAUUCAGACCAUGAGGAAGUUCAAAUUUAGGCCUGCUUUUUCAGCUUACACAACUUUGAUCGGUGCUCUUUCUGCGGUUAAUGAAUCUGAUCAAAUGCAUGCUCUUUUUCGUCAAAUGCAGGAGAUAGGUUAUGAGGUUAAUGUUCAUCUGUUUACAACUCUUAUCCGUGUUUUUGCCAAGAAGGGUUGCGUUGAUGAUGCCCUUUCUCUGUUGAAUGAGAUGAAGAACAAUUCAUUUCACGGUGACAUUGUUCUUUAUAAUGUAUGUAUAGAUUGUUUUGGUAAGGUAGGAAAGGUGGAUAUUGCCUGGAAAUUCUUUCAUGAGAUGAAAGCAAAUGGGCUGGCACCUGAUGAUGUAACUUAUACUAGUAUGAUAGGGGUUCUCUGCAAAGCUAACAGAAUAGAGGAGGCUGUGGAAAUAUUUGAGCAAAUGCACCACAACAGGGAGGUUCCGUGUGUAUAUGCUUAUAACACCAUGGUCAUGGGUUAUGGCUCAGCUGGGAUGUUUAAUGAAGCAUACAGCUUACUUGAGAGGCUAAAAGCAAAGGGGUGCAUACCAAGUGUCAUUGCAUAUAAUUGCAUUCUUACUUGCUUGGGGAAGAACAAGAGGGUGACUGAAGCUUUAAGGAUAUUUGAGGAGAUGAAGAAAGAUGCAAUGCCCAACAUUACAACCUAUAACAUUCUUAUUGACAUGCUUUGCAAGGCUGGAAAUCUGGAGGAUGCUUUGAAGGUUAGGGAUGCCAUGCAAGAAGCUGGCUUGUUUCCUAAUGUGAUGACUGUAAACAUAAUGGUUGAUAGACUCUGUAAAGCUCAAAGACUUGAGGAAGCCUGCUCUAUUUUUGAAGGACUGGAUCAUAAAAUCUGCCACCCAGAUGCAGUAACUUUUUGUUCACUUAUAGAUGGCUUGGGCAAGCAUGGUAGAGUGGAUGAUGCAUACCAGCUUUAUGAAAAGAUGUUGGAUUCUGAUCAGGUUCCAAAUGCUAUUGUAUACACAUCUUUGAUUAGGAAUUUCUUCAAGUGUGGCAGGACAGAGGAUGGUCACAAAAUAUACAAGGAAAUGGUGCAAAGUGGCUGUUCGCCUGAUUUAAUGCUCCUUAAUACCUACAUGGAUUGUGUUUUCAAAGCCAGGGAAACUGAGAAAGGCAGGGCUUUGUUUGAGGAAAUAAAGGCUCGGGGCUUGAUUCCUGGUGUACAGAGCUAUUCCAUCCUGAUUCAUGGCCUUGUGAAAGCAGGUUUUGCCAAUGAAACCUAUCAGUGGUUCUAUGCAAUGAAGGAGCAAGGUUGUGUUUUGGACACCCGUGCUUACAAUACUGUUAUUGAUGGAUUCUGCAAGUCAGGUAAGGUGAACAAAGCUUACCAGCUGCUGGAGGAAAUGAAGACAAAAGGUCACCACCCUACUGUUGUUACCUAUGGUUCUGUCAUUGACGGGCUUGCUAAAAUUGACAGACUUGAUGAAGCUUACAUGCUUUUUGAAGAAGCGAAAGCAAAAGGCAUAGAAUUAAAUGUAGUUAUAUAUAGUAGUCUCAUUGAUGGUUUUGGGAAAGUUGGUAGAAUUGAUGAAGCUUAUCUAAUCAUGGAAGAGUUGAUGCAGAAAGGUUUGACACCGAAUGCAUACACAUGGAAUUGCUUGCUUGAUGCCCUGGUAAAAGCAGAGGAAAUCAAUGAAGCCCUUGUCUGCUUUCAGUCCAUGAAAGACUUGAAGUGCACACCCAACCGUGUAACUUAUAGUAUUGUCAUAAAUGGUCUUUGUAAGAUUAGGAAAUUCAACAAGGCCUUUGUGUUUUGGCAAGAGAUGCAAAAGCAAGGUUUAAAACCUAAUACCAUCACCUACACUACCAUGAUCUCAGGACUUGCAAAGGCUGGGAAUAUUGAAGAGGCUAAUGGGCUGUUUGAUAGGUUCAAGGCCAAUGGGGGUAUACCUGAUUCUGCUUGUUAUAAUGCUAUCAUGGAAGGUUUGAGCUAUGCAAAUAGAGCAUUGGAUGCAUAUGCAGUUUUUGAGGAAACCAGACGCAAAGGUUUCAAUAUUCAUACCAAAACUUGUGUUGUUCUUUUAGAUGCACUUCAUAAAGCUGAAUGUCUCGAGCAGGCAGCUAUUGUAGGGGCUGUCCUGAGGGAAACUGCUAAGUCUCAACAUGCUGCAAGAUCUUGGUAACAUCAUGUUUGUUCUAAUUGAUUGUUAAAGAAUCAGUUGAUCAUGUGUACAGGGUGAAUUUCUGGGUCAUAAGGGGGUGCCUCUUUUCCCUGCUGAUGCACAAUUUGUUGGGAUGGCAGAUUGAUAACAAGUCUUCAUCUCAUCCCUUUCUUACUGGUGUUAAGUUGCUCCCAGCGGAGGCACCAGACAUCAGACAUGCAAUUCAAACAUUGGUGAUAAGGCCUACUAAUACAUUUGCACUGCUCCAACAUAUACGCUAAAUCUGCAUCAAGAAUUUGUUCCAUGAAGUGAUGGCGCUGCAUUUCGGUUCUGUAGAUGUGGUAACUUCUGCUCCGAACACAUUGUUAAUUCAUGGAUUGCAUAUGUGGUAACAUGUCUAAGAGUCUUCUCCGUAGGUACAAUUUUAGCUUCUUUCAGUGGAUGCUUUUAAUGUGCUAUAAUCAAAUUCUUUUUUAUCCUCUUAACCAUUUGAGAUAAUUUGCUGUUGAAAGACUUCGUAGGAUAAGUAUAAUUAUUGUUCAGCUCGGUCAUCUUGCUCUGUAUCAUCAAUUUUUCAUUUAUUGUCAGACCAGGGAAAUGUAAUAAAGAUAGGAAGAGAUUAUUGGUUACAUUAUACAUGCAGAAAGGUGAUAUAAUUAAUCAUUUAUGGGGAGUCCCCAUCUAGUUUAUGCUCUA